GUUUUAGUGCGCUGCUGUCGUCGUUGCGGUUGGCGCGUUGCGUUGAACAACACAAAAAUUUUCGGUUUUUUUUCUCAUUUGAUUUAAUUUUUGUUUUCGGCUUCGUGUUAAACAAUUAGCUGAAGGAGCUAGCCUCUCCGCGUGUGUGUGUUCCUGGCCUUUUUUAGUCAGGACAACAACCCAAACAAACAAACACGAAAAAAGUCUAACGAAAAGGAAGAGGAAGCCGAAGAAGCAGCAGCAAUAGCAGCACCAGCCGUUGAGCGCAAAAAGGAAAACAAAAAAAUAACUGUAUUAGAAGUUAUUUAUAGACUAACAAAGCGCGUUUGACUGGCUUCCGCAUUUAAUUAGCCUUCAAGCACGACGCCCCUGCCCCAGACCCAGUCCCCGUCCCAGCCCCUGUCUCCCGUUCCACAACCAUUUCGUACCAUGGAACAGCUGUGCUAUGUCGUGCUCAGCUGCCUAUUGGCCAUCGUCUUGCUGUACGGCCUGCUGGAGCUACAUUAUUUCCUGCGCAUGUGUCUCUGCGUGCUGCUGGCGCGCUUCAUCAAGCGUCGCUGCCACAUCCUGGAGACGACCAGCGUGAACGGCCUCUGCUUGAGCAACGAUGUGGAUACGCUGCUUUAUCACAUGAAUAAUGCGCGUUAUUUUCGGGAGUUGGAUUUCGCACGCGUCGAUUUCUACGAGCGCACGAAGCUCUACAGCACGAUCAGACGCUUGGGCGGCUCAGUGUUUCAGGGCGCGGCGACCAUACGCUAUCGUCGCUUCAUACGACCCUUUCAUCGUUUCACCAUUGAGUCCAGGAUCAUCUACUGGGAUGAGCAGUCGCUGUUCAUGGAGCAUCGGUUUUUGCGUCCCGCCGAUCAGUUUGUCCACUGCAUCGUCAUCUGCCGGCAGCGUGUGAUCGAUGUGCCCAUGGACACGGUGAUGGCUGAGCUGCUGGCCAAGACGCCGCUGCAGGCGUCCAGGCAUACGCUCAGCUCAACCGCCAGCCUGCAGCCGGCGGGCAUGGGCAGUGCCACGCCCAUGCCGCAAACAGCCGCCGAAGCGGGCCAGGCCGAGAACGGGCAUGUGGCGACGGCAGCGGGCGCCACGGCAGCGACCGCGGCGUACAGCAUCAAGGUGAAGCCGCCGCUGCCGCCGGAGCUCUGCAAGUGGAUUGAGUACAAUGAGAUGUCCAGCAAGAACUUACGCAGCGGCUGCUGACCAUAGAGUUGACAAGAGGUGCAGCAGGAUCAGAAGCAGGCGCAGGAGCAGGAGCAGGAGCAGGAGGCAGCAUCCACUCAGUUGACAUGGAUUUAGACGAACUAGAAAUACUCUACGUUCCGCCUAAACAAUUGUUAUUGUUUUUUUUUCUCUUUGUUUUAAAUUAGUUUUUCUAUGUAAAUGUGUGCGUGUGUGUGCGUGUGUGAACUGUGUGUAAAUUGUGAACUGUUUGUUGUGAAUGUUGACUCUUUAGCUCUAAGUCGAACUCUGUGUUUGCGUCUAUGUCUGUGUUGUGUCCGUGUCCGUCUCCCCAACUGCUUGGCCUGGCCGCAGCAGCUUCGAGUCGAGCACCCACAGCUAAUAGCCCACAAUUAACUGUUAAUAUAGGGGGUUCAUAUAAAUGCUACAUAGAUGCAAGCUAA
Drosophila hydei is the source of this 1628-nucleotide messenger RNA. Its product is annotated as protein THEM6. The record is from RefSeq and is a predicted model, not a curated record. Lineage: Eukaryota; Metazoa; Arthropoda; Insecta; Diptera; Drosophilidae. The transcript is spliced from 4 exons. The coding region runs from base 430 to 1206 and encodes 258 amino acids.